This is a messenger RNA of Cercopithifilaria johnstoni, 909 nucleotides long. Lineage: Eukaryota; Metazoa; Nematoda; Chromadorea; Rhabditida; Onchocercidae. The record is from the annotation of a GenBank genome assembly.
AUGAUUGGAUAUGAUACCCGAGACCUGACAUUGGUUGAGUACAGUGAAGCGGGUUUUAUUGCUGGAGUUGCGACGAGAUUCCUCAUACAACCUCUUGAUGUUUUAAAAAUUCGAUUUCAAGUUCAGCGAGAACCGACGUUCGGUAAAACUAAAGGACGGUAUCGUGGCAUCUUUCAAGCUUGUUCACGAAUUUAUAAAGAUGAAGGAUUAGUGGCAUUCUGGAAAGGUCAUGUUCCUGCUCAAGGAUUAUCCGCUGUUUAUGGAAUCGUGCAGUUUGCCACUUUUGAAUUCCUUACUGAGCAGGCAAUUCAUUACCCGCUUGCAAAUGAAAAUCGACGAGUAACGGACAUAAUAUGCGGGGCGUUAGCUGGAUGUGGAGCGACGGCUUCUUCGUUGCCGUUCGAUGUUAUCAGGACAAGAUUAAUUAUUCAGGAUCAACGCAAAGUUUAUAGUGGGACGUUGCACGCUAUAAUUUUCAUUUGGAAUUCGGAAGGUUUUCGUGGUUUUUACCGAGGAAUCACUCCAUCUUUAAUUCAGAUUGCUCCUUUUAUUGGUUUGCAGUUUUCCUUAUACAACGCUUUCAGCAGUUCAUGGGAAAGACUUCCAAAAAACUUAGAAUCUUUUGGAUCGUUGUGUUGUGGUGCCUUGGCUGGUGUAAUUUCGAAAACAGCAGUCUAUCCCUUAGAUGUCGUACGACAUCGUUUACAAGCGCGCGGCUUCGAUCGUUUCAAUCAUUUACCAUGGUAUUCUAUGUAUUCUACCAUUGGUUCCAUUCUGAGGGAUGAAAAAAUCACGGGACUUUUCAAAGGGCUCUGGCCAUCACAGCUCAAAGCUGCUUGCAGUUCCGGUUUAGCCUUCAUGUUUUACGAAAUUUGCCUAAGAAUAAUGCAUGAUCUGAAGUCGCAUUAA